AAGAUAAAACUGCCAGUUACAGCCCAGGGGAGUUAAGCCUUCCUAGGUUGGCCUGGGAGCUGAGCAGAGAGUCAUGGGGUCUCUGGUUCUGCCGCUGAGCGCCGUCUUUUGCCUGGUGGCUCACUCGGCUUCUGGCAGCCCCAUUAUGGGCCUUGAGCAGUCGCCCCUGGAAGAAGACAUGCCCUUCUUUGAUGAUAUCUUCAUGGAGCAAGAUGGUAUUGACUUCAACACACUGUUGCAGAGCAUGAAGAACGAGUUUCUCAAGACGCUGAACCUGUCGGACAUUCCUGUGCAGGACACNGGCAGAGUGGAUCCACCAGAGUACAUGCUGGAGCUCUACAAUAAAUUCGCCACAGACCGGACCUCCAUGCCGUCUGCUAACAUCAUCCGGAGCUUCAAGAACGAAGAUCUGUUUUCUCAACCAGUCACUUUUAAUGGGCUCCGGAAAUAUCCUCUCCUCUUCAAUGUGUCUAUCCCUCACCACGAAGAGGUCGUCAUGGCUGAACUGCGGUUGUACACGCUGGUGCAGAGAGAUCGUAUGAUGUAUGAUGGCGUGGACCGUAAAAUUACCAUUUUUGAGGUACUAGAGAGUGCAGACGGUAGCGAGGAGGAGAGGAGCAUGCUGAUCUUAGUAUCAACAGAGAUCUACGGAACCAACAGUGAGUGGGAGACAUUUGACGUCACGGAUGCCACCAGACGUUGGCAAAAGUCAGGCCCAUCAACCCAUCAGCUGGAGAUCCACAUAGAAAGCAGACAAAACCAAGCUGAGGACACNGGAAGGGGACAACUGGAAAUAGAUAUGAGUGCCCAGAAUAAGCAUGACCCUUUGCUGGUUGUGUUUUCUGAUGACCAAAGCAAUGACAAGGAACAGAAAGAAGAACUGAAUGAAUUGAUNACCCAUGAGCAGGAUCUGGACCUGGACUCCGACGCUUUCUUCAGUGGGCCCGAUGAAGAGGCUCUGCUGCAGAUGAGGUCGAACAUGAUCGAUGAUUCGUCCGCUCGGAUCAGGAGGAACGCCAAGGGGAACUACUGUAAGAAGACCCCACUGUACAUCGACUUCAAGGAGAUUGGGUGGGACUCCUGGAUCAUUGCUCCUCCUGGGUACGAAGCCUAUGANUGCCGGGGUGUGUGUAACUACCCUCUGGCGGAGCACCUCACACCUACAAAACAUGCAAUUAUUCAGGCCUUGGUCCACCUCAAGAAUUCCCAGAAAGCUUCCAAAGCCUGCUGCGUGCCCACGAAGCUGGAUCCCAUCUCCAUCCUCUAUUUAGAUAAAGGUGUCGUCACCUACAAGUUUAAAUAUGAAGGGAUGGCUGUGUCUGAGUGUGGCUGUAGAUAGGAGAGGAGAGGCGUCCCAUGGCUUAUUUAAUAACUGCAGAUGUGUAUAUUUUGUGUUCUAUUUAAUGAGACUAUUUAAUGAAGGUGUACAGAUAAUAGAGGUUGCCACCUUAGGGAACUGUGCUGUAGGAAAUGUGUAUUUUGCUCCACAAUCCAGUCCCGUCCAGUUAUCUUCUUUCCCAGUGAUACCAUCUCUUAACAGGCCCGCAUCAUUUAUGCUUUCUGGCAGUUUGGAAAGAGCAAGCCUUACAGGAAAGAGUGUCAACACACAUGUAUUUGUGCACGUNCAUGCAGGUGCACGUGAACUUUAAAAAGUCUUUUUGCUCAACAGGCAGACUAUAUUUUUACAUGUGAGUGACUUCCUCCAGAAUGUAUGUAUUACAGGAUAUGGGAUUUAGGCCAAGAAAGUUCUUUUUGGGAGUUUAACCAUCUAGAGAUGUGUAUUUCCCAAAUGUUNGGGGGAUGUAAAUGUAGUUCUUUUCAAUUGUAUCUGCUAUGGCUCAGAGCAGCAGGCUUGAUGAGNCUGCUUCAAGUUCAAGAUGUGGAUGGGGUUGUCAGAUAACAAAACAAAUGGCCUUGACAGGCAAUGGUCCCAGAGAUGCCGUUGCAAAGAAUAAGCCCCUGGGUCAUAUACUUCUGAGGACAGUUCCUGGUCAGGAAAGAUGGGGGAGAGGGUCUUUCAGGAUUGNCACUCCCUUAGUCAACAGGAGGGAAGGCCACAUGUACCACCCCUUAGUGCUACAAAGGGNCAUGGAGGUGGUUGAGGGAGAUGGGGGAAGAAGGGCUCAGAUGUCCUCAUGAGUGGUGGUAAAGCCAUCACAAUUCUAGUGGAAUUAUUAACUCUUUUUGGACAGAAUAAAACAGCCCAAGACUGAGAGGACUUGAGGAAGCUGUCUGAGGACACAGUUGACAAUACUCCUCACUCUAUGGCCUCCUUCCCUUGCUGGGCACCUCUGCCUUCCCCUCUGUUCUCUUCCCUUUGUUUAAUUGCCUUCCCAUCAUGCCUCUUGUCUUCCUGUCUUUCUCUCCUUCAUCAUCCAUGGAGGAGGCAGCAGACAUGACAUGACAGGGGGACCUGAAACCAUUCUCCCUCAGUAUAAAAUCAGCUAGCGAGCUGACUGCUAGACUUAUCCUGGAAAUCUAAUUGGAUUGGAUUUGANUUACAUACUUUGUGCUAUGUUUGCCAUGAAGAAUACAGAACAGAAGAAUAGAGUCNAAGUAAACACACUCAAGCCCAUGAAUUAGCAGAGACAUAAGCAAACCACUCAAAUGUUGAGCUUGAACUUUGAAGUCAGCCUUGAUCUGGGGAGAAAUCCUCUAGCACCCCCAUUCUUUUCACCUCCUUUCUGUUUGAAACUCUUGUCCAUCAUCAGGUAGGUUGUAAGGACACUGAGAUNCUGGUGCAAGCCCUACCACUUCCUGUUAAGAUCCUCGACUCUAUGUAGGCGGAGCUAGAGCAGGCAAGUUCUGAGUCACCACAGCAUCAGCAGACAAAUGACACAGUGACUCACAUGAGAAGCAGGAAUAUGGCCUCAGUAUAUUACCCAACCCUUCCCUAUUGGUUAUAUAUAUAUAAAUGCCGGGCUAGUUAUCAGCUUCCUUUCCCUAAACUUCUUAGGGCUAUAUAUUCAGAUUGUCCUGUUAAGGACNGGUAUUUUCCGAAUUUGGACUUCAACUCUAUAUAUCUAGUCACUCAAAAUACAAAUCUCAGAGAAGCUGUUGCCCUGGAAGUGGAAUACUUUGAUCAUCAAUGAGAGCAUGAUGAGGGACAUUAGGUUGGCUGAGAUGGCUGUUCAACUAAGAAGCAUCCAUGUUAGCCUCUUUCUAACCCCAUGUGUUUGAGUGCACGCAUGAAUCUGAACAUGUAUAGCUGGCAUUGGCUAGCCGUGCCAGCAACCCUAAGGAACUGGUACAGCCUUCACACUCUAUGGUACACGACACAUACUCAUACUCCACGGUACUGCAGAUCCUUUCUCAAGGAGACUAUCACGGACAUAAUAAUAAAAUAAUUUUAGCUUAGCAGGCAUAGUUUCUUCUAAGUUCUAGUCAUGGCUCAGCUUUGUAAUUUCAAUAGUUUAGAUGUGUCGUGUGAUGCCAAAUGGCUUGCAAACUCCAGGAAAACAUGACAGCCAGGUCCUCAGAGCUGCAUGCCUUCUGGCCACAGAACAUCACUGACAUUAGCAUUCUGAUACUAGAGGUGUCAGCUCUUGUAUCCUGGCAUACCCACUACCAGAGUUGAGGCUGUCUGCAAACCCCACAUGCUUCUCCAUUUACUACAGCGCUUGCUCAUGUAAGCGGUGCUUUCAUGAUGGUCUUCUUGGAGAAAGGCAUGCACAUAGCAUAGCUGCGUGUUGGAUAGUCAAGUGUUACUGUUUUCACUAUUGUUAUGAAUUUGCUUCCUUAUCAGAAAGUGGAGUGACAAAAGCCAUAAAUAGAAACAUUCUUCUCUCUCCUCCCAACAGCUGCUUGCUGCCUUUCCAUUUCACAGACUUAACCUGAAGCCACAGAACGGGCAGGUUCUCAGGAAACUGAAACGUAACCUAUACAUUUCUUCAAUGACAGGUCUUCCACUGUGGCUUGCCCAUACCAGUCUUGUUUUCUUUUUAUUUCUUAUGCUUUGAUGGAAAAAGCUAAUAACGAUUCUUUGAGCAGCAGGGGCACUUGGCAGCCACCNGACCCCACCCCAUGCAACUCCACCUGCACGGUCGUGUAAAAGUUUCUAGGCUUCUUACUAUUUAUUGAUUAAUAUAUUUAUUUUUGUAAUAUAGUGUAGAAUAUUAAAAUUUUAUUUUUAUGUGUGUGACUCCCUCUCGAAUAAAAUAGCCUUUUCUGCAGCUCCCAGUGUAUCCUUUCCAGGAAUGUAGCUCACUUAGAAUCGGCACCUGUAUGUCCACCUCUGCUUUUUGCAUCAAACUGUCCUGUUAUUUUAAGGGAUCCGGCCAUGGCUUUAUGUAUUUGUGUCUUGUGGGCAAAAACUGUGAGCCCCUCCCUGUGUCUGCUGAUGUGUAAGUAGCAGAGUUCAACUGAAGAGCAAAUGUUUCGGAGGCAUUUUGUCAAUAAAUGACAUGCUAUCCCCUAACUCACCACGCUUCGCCUUAUUUAUUGUGAGAGGGCAUCUGUCAGCCAUAAGUGAAUAUGACUGCUACCCCAUUAAUGCAAGUGCCAUUUUGUUGGACAUGUCCCCCAAAGAAGGGGUCUCUUUUCUGAAAAUGCCCAUUACCUCCCUGAUCUGCUAAUUCAGACAAACAGUGGUACCCAAAAGUCAAUGUAGUGACUUCAGAGUGGCCCUUUCAGCACCCCACCGUUUUCCAGUC
Mus caroli (Ryukyu mouse) is the source of this 4652-nucleotide messenger RNA. RefSeq names its product bone morphogenetic protein 10 (gene Bmp10). Gene Ontology annotation, molecular function: cytokine activity; growth factor activity. Gene Ontology annotation, cellular component: extracellular region. The record is from RefSeq and is a predicted model, not a curated record. Gene Ontology annotation, biological process: BMP signaling pathway. Lineage: Eukaryota; Metazoa; Chordata; Mammalia; Rodentia; Muridae.